GUGGUAGCAUUAUAUCAAUGGUGAAUGGUGGAAACGUUCCUUUUGUCAGUGUUUGUUUAUGAUCCUUUUCCUUGGGGAGUAAGAAACUAUUUUGAACUAUUCCAGCCGUUGCUGAGCCUAGGCUUCCUGUAGCUCCCUAGCCUGUUGGUUUUCAUUUUCAUCUAGCAAUAUUUUAACAAUGGCUACCUCAAACUCAGAUAAAGUACAAGAGUCUUUUUCCAAUCUGCAGUACAGGAGGAGUGCCUCACCUGAGGUUGUAUGCUUUAGUGAGCCAGAAAUAAUGCCAGAGAAUGAUAAGACGACAAUAAAAGGAGCCCAACAUGACGGUUAUCAUAAAGCUUGGAAGAGAAAGAAUGCUUUGAAAAGGAAAAAAAUUAGUGACACUGGGCCAUCUGAGACUUCCAGGGAGUCAUUUAAUAAUGGAGGCUCGUUUAAAAGAUCAAGCUCAAACCCUGAGCUGCAUCAAGGAGGUGAAGGAGAGGGAGCUGAUGAGCAGCAGCAACGUCGAAGAGGUGUCCAGUUUCUUCAAGUUCCAUCAAACAGACGCCUUGUCACAAGAUCAGCUGCAGGGAUAUCACGGAUAAGGCCUUCACCUCUUGUGACCAGCUCAUUAACAUGUUACAGCAAUAUGAAUGAGAUUGAUGGAGACAUGGAGCUGGUUCCUGAAUUAGAUUUUAGGCAGUAUCACCUUGAUGUGGACAGUGAUGAAAAUGAUGAUGAUAGCAGUAAUGAAGGAGAAGGAAAGGAGGUUGAUAAAGAAUUAGAGGGACAGGAACUUGAAAGACAAGAAUAUGAAAAGUUGAUGAAUGGUCUUAUUGUAGAUCCCCCCUCUAUGCCUCAAAACCUUCCUAAUAUUCAUCAUACAAAGCAAAUAUCUGGUGUUUCACUCACUGGCUAUCAAGGAGAUGAAGAAGUGUUGUCAGAGGAUGACCGCUGGCUGAGUAGGCCUAGUGAUGAUGCAGGAAUGACCCGAUUACACAGUCAAGAGCUGUUAAAUGAAUUGUUUUUCAAGUUCAAGUACGUUCACCCCUCUUUGAAGCACCAUGGGAGGAGGAGGACUUUCAGGAAACGUGUAGCCACAGAAAGUACAAGAAAGAUCAGUGCGCUGGAUAUGAUUCAGAAGAGAAAUUCUGAUGCCAUUAUAACUAAUGAUCACUCACUGAGUGAGGAAGAGGAAGAUAAAAAAGAGUUGGAAAAAAAGAAAGAAGGAGAGAGGGAAAAGGCUAGGAGAGCAACAAUGCAAGCAGAUUUUAGUCUGUAUGAUACGAAAAAGAAAAAGAAAGAAAGAAAGGUCUUGGAAAGCAUUGUUGGAGCUGGGGCGAGUUUAUCACCGCCGCCAAAAAAAACAAGAGCACAGAGUGUUCUUGAAUCUGCAGGCCCAACCAGUAUUAAUAAACAUAAGCUAAGCUCUCCUAAUUUAUCGUUGUUGGACAGGAAGAAGCUGCCAGUAUCACCUAAAGCACCUCAUUUCAUAAAACUGAAGCUUCAUAAUCCAAAAUCAGCAGAAAAACUACUAAAGCAUCUUGAAAUGAAGAAAUAUGAUCAAGUCCAGAGAAAUGAGAGAAUGGAUACUCCUCUCCAUGCUAUUGUACGAAGUGACAGAAAAGAUAAAUUAGAGUGUCUGCUGAUACUAAUGGUGUUCAGUGACUUUGGGACUGAGAAUAUUGGCAUACCUGCUGCUUUUGGUAAUACAGCAUUGCACAUUGCAGUCCAGAAAGGGGAUUUAUUAAUGGUUCGACUACUCUUAGUAUUUGGUGCAAAUAUUGAUGCAAUCAAUGAUAGAAAGAGAACUCCACUUGACAUGCUCAUCAAUGGAGGCAAUGACAAAAAAUUUUCCAAAAUCAUCGAAGAACUGAAGAGAUUUGAUGCCAAACACGGUCAGGAAGUAGUACCAGUUCGAAGAAAAAAACAUCAUUUUACAAGACUAAUGUCCAUUUCAGUCGAUAUUGUUAAAGCAUUUGGAAACCUCAUUACUUUAUUAUCUAAAGCUUUGGUUGAGUCAGAAGAUGUUGCCAUGAACUGCAAGAGUAGGUGCGAGGAGCAGCACAUUCCUUUCUUUCGUUUUAGUCCUCAUCUUGAUACUGAAGUGGCUUCUGGUGAGACAGAUAAUGACAAGCUCAUAGAUAUGAUACUGCAAACUAAAUAUCAGGCUGUGAAAGAAUGGAACGAGAAGCUUGAAGAUUUAGCAUGCAUAUUUUCACGAAUUGAAGAAUACAGUCGUAAACAAAUGAUACAGAAACUGAGAGAUAGAAGAAGGCUUCAAACAAUGAUCAGCCAGAACGACGUCAUUCCAGAAGAGCAAUGA
Amphimedon queenslandica is the source of this 2305-nucleotide messenger RNA. RefSeq lists its product as uncharacterized. The record is from RefSeq and is a predicted model, not a curated record. Gene Ontology annotation, cellular component: mitochondrion. Gene Ontology annotation, molecular function: long-chain fatty acyl-CoA hydrolase activity; protein binding. The transcript is spliced from 10 exons. NCBI's taxonomy places the organism in Eukaryota, Metazoa, Porifera, Demospongiae, Haplosclerida, Niphatidae. Gene Ontology annotation, biological process: positive regulation of ceramide biosynthetic process. Bases 179 to 2305 code for a protein of 708 amino acids.